Molecule: messenger RNA, 2565 nt
Organism: Trifolium pratense (red clover)
Lineage: Eukaryota; Viridiplantae; Streptophyta; Magnoliopsida; Fabales; Fabaceae
Exons: 15
Coding region: 1-2565 (854 amino acids)
Source: RefSeq, a predicted model, not a curated record
AUGGGGAAAUUCAAGGGGGCAACGUUGUUCCUUUGGGUGUUCUUAGCCUUGUGUACCAUACUAGUAUUAAAAAUUGAAGCAAGAACAUCUUCAGUUUUAUUAGAAAAAGAAAUUGAAGCUAAAUUAAAGCUCUUAAACAAGCCUGCAGUGAAAUCCAUUAAGAGUGAAGAUGGAGAUAUUUUUGACUGCGUUGACAUCUACAAGCAACCAGCUUUCGACCAUCCUGCUUUAAAAAAUCACACUAUUCAGGAAAUACCUGAUUUUCUUCUUGAGUUCGAAAACUCAAGGACAGAAGAAGUUUUCAAUGCAAGUUCUGAUGUAUUUCAAACAUGGCAAAAAAGUGGAAGUUGUCCGGAAGGAACUGUUCCUAUCCGAAGAAUUCGAAAAGAGGACUUGCUAAGAGCUGCUUCACUUGACCGCUUCGGACAAAAACCCCAGGCAUCAUUUGUGAAUUCAACAUACACCACUAAUGGUUUCGUGGAUCUGAAAGAUCGUUCGGAUGCAUAUCUUUUGACAUAUGGAUUCAAUUUCUUAGGCGCAGAAGCAAAUAUUAAUAUAUGGAAUCCAAAGGUUGAAAAACCAGAAGAUUUCACAACUGCUCAAAUAUGGCUUAAGUCUGACAGUGCUGACAAUUUUGAAACCGUUGAAGCUGGUUGGAUGGUUAAUCCCAAAUUGUAUGGUGACGGCAACACUCGUUUAUUCAUCUAUUGGACUAAAGAUACAUAUAAAUCAACUGGUUGUUUUGAUAUUACUUGUUCUGGUUUUGUUCAAACAAACAAGGCUGUAGGACUUGGUGGUGCCUUAGGACCUAUUUCAUCAUAUCGUCAACAAUAUGAACUCAAUUAUGGAAUAUAUUCGGAUAAUGAUGGAAAUUGGUGGCUUAAAAUAAAGCAUAACAUAGCCGUAGGUUAUUGGCCAAAAGAGUUUUUAGGACAAAGUGCAACAAUGGUUCAAUGGGGUGGACAAGUGUUUAGUUAUUCAGUGAAAACAAAGCCUCCUCACACAGGAACACAAAUGGGUAGUGGAGAAGAAGCACAUGCUCUAUUUGGAGGAGCAUGUUACAUGAGUACUGUGAGAAUUAAAGAUAAUUCACAAAUGCUUAAGUAUCCACAAUUUAUAAACACACAUGCUGCAGAGCCCUUUUGUUAUAAUGCCUACAAUCAUGCUCCAUAUGGACAAGACCCUAUAUUCUAUUUUGGAGGUGAAGGAAGAAAGCCUCCUUAUUUUCUUUUACCGCGACAUCGAUAUCUUUCUAUUGAAGGAGAAAUGAAAGGAUCAAGAUAUCAAGGUGGAAUGGUAAAAUACAAGGUUGCAAUGUUGUUGCUUUGGGUGUUGUUUGACUUGUGCACUUUACUAGUAUUGAAAGUUGAAGCAAGAUCAUCAUCAUCUUCUUUAGAAAGAGAAAUUGAAACUAAAUUGAAACUCUUAAACAAGCCUGCAGUUAAAUCCAUUCAGAGUGAAGAUGGAGAUAUUAUUGAUUGCGUCAAAAUCUACAAACAACCAGCUUUUGACCAUCCUGCCUUAAAAAAUCACACUAUUCAGAUGAUGCCCAAUUUUCAUCUUGAAUCACAAAGCUCAAGCACAAAAGAUGUUUUCAACGCAAGUAGUGAUGUAUUCCAGAUAUGGCAGAAAAGUGGAAGUUGUCCGGAAGAAACUAUUCCUAUCCGGAGAAUUCGAAAAGAAGACCUAAUGAGAGUGGCUUCACUUGAUCGCUUUGGACAAAAACCCCCCGAAAUUUUUUUGAAUUCAACAAACAUCACAAACCAUAAUUUGCACAACCUCAACAAUACCGAUGAUAUAGUUGAUCUGAAAGAUCGCUCGGAUGCACAUCUUAUAGCAUAUGGCUUCAAUUUUAUAGGGGCAGAAGCAAAUAUUAACGUGUGGAAUCCAAAGGUUGAUAAACCAGAAGAUUUUACUACUGCUCAAAUGUGGCUUAAGGCUGCCAAUGGCGGUAAUUUUGAAAGCAUCGAAACAGGAUGGACGGUUAAUCCAAAGUUGUAUGGUGACCACAAUACCCGUUUAUUUAUCUAUUGGACUAGAGAUGCAUACAUGUCAACAGGCUGCUUUGAUCUUACUUGCCAUGGUUUUGUACAAACAAACAAGAAUAUAGUGCUUGGUGGUACCAUAGGACCUAUUUCAAUUCCUUCUGGUCAACAAUAUGAACUCAACUAUGGAAUAUUUCGGGAUGACGAUGGAAAGUGGUGGCUUAAAGUGAAGAAUAGCAUUGCGGUAGGUUAUUGGCCGGCCGAGUUAAUCCCUAACUUAGGUACUGCAAAAUUUGUUCAAUGGGGUGGACAAGUGUUUAGUCAUGCCGUGAAAACAAAGCCACCUCACACCGGAACACAAAUGGGUAGCGGAGACGAAGCAAAUAACCGAUUUGGCCAUGCAUGCUACGUGAGUAAUGUGAGAAUUAAAGAUAAUUCACAAAUGCUUAAGUAUCCACAAUUUGUAAGUACCUAUACUAGAGAGCCCUAUUGUUACGGUGCCCUCAAUGAUGCUCCAUAUGGAAAAGAUCCUAUAUUCUAUUUUGGAGGUCCUGGACGAAAUCCUCCUUAUUGUCCUUGA